ACCCCACCUCCGUUAUUUCUCCUCUCUCUCUCUCUCUAAUAGCAAAAUACAGAGCAGAUCUUGACUUUCCAAGCCAAGCCGAAGAAAGAAGAAAGGAAAUGACGAGCCAGCUCAUAGCGACCCAUCGGGACAACGCCGAGGUCUUCGCAGGGGAUGCCUCUCUGUGCAAGCUCAAGUCCCGCGAGCUCCUCUCCGAGAUCAACCUCCCCAAGGGCCUUCUCCCCCUGGACGACGUCGUCGAGGUCGGCUACAACCGCUCCACCGGCUUCGUCUGGGUCCGGCAGCGCAAGCCGAAGGUCCACCGCUUCCCCGCCAUCUCCCGCAGCGUCUCCUACGACGCCGAGGUCACCGCCUUCGUCGGGGACCGCCGGAUGAAGCGGCUCACGGGAGUCAAGAGCAAGGAGCUCCUGUUCUGGGUCACCAUCUCGGACAUCUACGUAAACCCGAACGACCCGGGCAAGAUCGCCUUCGCCAACACGACCGGGCUCUCGCGGUCGUUCCCGGUGUCGGCCUUCGAGGAGGAGGAGGAGGCGGAGGAGGAGGAGGAGGAGGUGGCGAGCCGGACCGACGGUUGAAGCAGUCGGAGGAAUGGAAUCGAGAAUCGCCGGAGACGAUUGGGGGGUAAUUUUGGAAUUAGG
Messenger RNA from Rhodamnia argentea, 638 nucleotides. RefSeq lists its product as uncharacterized. The record is from RefSeq and is a predicted model, not a curated record. The transcript has a single exon. Lineage: Eukaryota; Viridiplantae; Streptophyta; Magnoliopsida; Myrtales; Myrtaceae. The coding region runs from base 99 to 575 and encodes 158 amino acids.